GAGCUUUCAAAUAAAUCAACGCAGACUGGUGCAUCUUGGGAAGAGACUACUACUUCCUUUUACACGCAAUUUGCGGUCGUACGCCACAUCGACGAUUUUCAAACAAGGAUAAUCAUGGGAAUGAGACGUCCAAGAACGACAAAGAAUCCUCCGAUUCUAAGCCAUGAAUUUGUGAUACAAAACCAUGCAGAUAUUGUCUCCUGCAUCGCCAUGGUGUUUGUGGUUGGUCUCAUGUUUCAGGCCACUUCUCCAGUAGCUUCACUGUUUGUUGCUUUACAACACAAUGUAUCGUCUACAGUUAAUGUGUCUGAAGCAGAGGACCUGCCACUAAUGUAUACUAAUGGAGCUAAGGACAUCUCCUGUGUGUUUUUCUACACCUUGAUCUGCAUUGUAAUCCAUGCUGUGGUCCAAGAGUAUGUUCUAGAUAAACUAAACAAGAAGAUGCAUCUGUCUAAGAUAAAGCACAGCAAGUUUAAUGAGUCUGGGCAAUUGUUAUUUUUCUACUUUGUAUCAGCCGCCUGGGGAGCAGAUCUGAUCGUGCGAGAGAAUUUUCUGAACAUCAAUUCCUUAUGGGAAGGUUAUCCACAUGCAAACUUAGGAUUUGUGAACAAGUUUUACUUCAUCAUUCAAUUAGCCUACUGGUUACAUAGCUUCCCUGAACUCUACUUCCAGAAAACUAAAAAGGAAGAAAUGUCAUCUAGGAUACAAUAUGCAGUGCUGUAUUUGUUAUUUAUUGGUGGAGCUUAUGCAUUAAAUUUUACAAGAGUAGCCUUAGGGAUGAUGGUACUUCACUAUUCAGUAGAAUUUGUCUUCCAUCUAGCCAGAUUAAUGUACUUCUCCGAGAAGACAGAUUUAGCUAACACUGGAUUCAUGGUAUUUAAUGGUCUCUUUGUGUUGGUGAGAUUAGGAACAAUAACUCUGUCAGUAUUGACAUUCUGGUAUGGUUUACAGCAAAGUAACCAGUUAACCAUUGAUUUCCCAGCUGGAAACUUUAAUACUCAACUUGUUAGAAUUAAUUGCCUGGCAGCUGUAUCUUUACUGCAGGCCUGGAUGAUGUGGAACUUCAUCAACUUCCAUCUCCGACGUCUACGAGAAAGAAGUGCCGUCUCACGUAAAAUUAAAUCUCCAAUCAAGAAGAAGGUUAAAAUGGCUGAAGAAGACAUACAAAACCUCCCAGAAGCAGAUCAACAAACUGCAUCUGAGAAUGGUGUGAGAUCUCGCUCUAAAGCCAGCAAGAAGAACUAAGCAUGUGACCUGUAUCAUGUGAUACAUCCACUGAGGAUGUGUAGUCACAUGACUUGUCUCUUGGAUCAUGUGACAAGAUUUUGUUUGGGUGUAAUGUCAGCUAACUUGUUUUUCGAAAUUUGUGCCAUUGUUUUUAUUAUUAUAAAAACUGGAGUAAUAAAUGUUUAAAGAAUGUAAACAUUUGCAUUCAAAAUUUUAAAAAAAUUGUAAGUAAGCAGCAAUUUUUAAAUCUCAAAUUUGCAGUUAUAUUUGCAUGUAUCAAGAUCUUGAAAUGGGAACCUAAAACAAUUGUGUAACACAAGGCUAUUUCAGGUCUCAUUAACAACUGUUAAAAGUUCGUGAUUGUGUUACACAGGUGAAACGUAUCUUUGUGUGAACAGUUUAAUCAGCCAAAAAUGACCUCUAGUAGGCUAUCAUAUUUGUGUUGUUUUAUCAUUUUAUCAUUUGUUUAUUUUCAAAAAAAUCUCUGACAACACCCCUACAGAAAUUGUCAUUUAGAUUGUUGGUGGUGGUUCAAAUGUUAAUGUGUUUGUAAGUUUGUUUGUUUGUUUGUAUGUAUGUUGUUCAUGUCUGUUUUAUGAUAUGCUUAAUAUUAUCACAUUAGCAAUUUUAAGAUGCGCUUUUGUCAUUUAGAAUUGGUUUCAUUUUAGCCAGCAUUUAAGUUGUUUUAUAAAAGUCAGCUGUUUUGUACAGAGAUUUUAAACAUGAUAUAAAACUUAUAACCAAUUUAUACCAUGCAUGUUUUAAUGGAACGGCCCAUAUUAAAAAUUGAUGAAAAGUAAUUUGUUUUGUGUUUUUGGAGUUUUUUGUUGGUCAAAUUUUUCCAAAUAAAAUUGUGUUUUACACAAGAAAUAUUAUUAACUUCAUUUUUUAAGAAUUCAUUUUUAGUUUUAUUUAAAAAUUUGUUAUGAUGAAUAAUUAUCAGUUAUAUUUUUAGUGAAAUAUUUCAACCUUUUGUUUUUUUACCUACCUUAUUUGUUGGUUUUGUUUAUAACUAAUUCUGUCAUUUUGACAUAUUGAUGGUACACAAAAGAUGUUAAAAAGUUUGAUAGUAUUAACUGUGUCCCUGAAAGUACAUAAUUAAGUAUUUUGCCUGUAUGAAAACAAGGGAGAAUAUGUGAUAUAUUACCAGAAUAAUUAAUGCACAAUUUCAUUCAUUAAGUGCUCAUCAUUUUAGAUUUUGAUUUUAAAACCACUACAUGUAUAUAUUGAUCAUUUCAUGCCCACACAUUAAAAACAUACCUUUUUUCACUGUAGUGAUACACAUUACGAAUUUAUAGAAAUGUAGAUUGAAAAUUUCAACAGAUUGAAUUAAUUUGAUAUCUAAAAUUGGUGAUUAAAAAUUUAAACGAAACACAUUAAUUUGAUUUGUAAAAUGUAGAUUGAAAAGUUACCAGACAAAUUCAAAUGUAGGUUGACAGUUACUUUGAUUAAGUCGGUGCUUGUUUGUCAGAUGUAUGGUAAUAUAAAAUACUGUAAAUUCAGAAAUUAUUGCGAUUAUGUCAUUUUAGGCUUAAAUGCGAUUUUAAUUUUUACGAUUUUGAGAAAAAUCCUGUUAAAUUCAUAUAAAUAUUUCAAAAUGUGAGAUUAAAUUAUUGCGUUUACAACUCAGUCGCAUUUUUCGCAAUAAUAAAAACCUCACAUUAAUUUCUGAAUUUACAGUAGCUUACAAGUUGUUGUAUUUAAAUUACUGUUUCAUAUAGAAAUAUAUAGUAGAUAAGGAAGGCACAUAUAGUUUUAUCCCACCAUGCCUGAUUGAGGGGGGAUAGGACCUUUAUCGGGAGUCCGGAAUCAGGUGUUUUUAAGCACAGGAUUUCGGGAUUGACCCUCUCCUGAUUCAGGAAUUAUCUUUUGAAUUUCAGGGUAUUUAAAUUUAUUUAAUUUUGUACCUCUGGAUUUCAUGUUUUUUAGCUUGGGAUCAGGACCCUACCUUCCCCCCUCCUGAUUGAUUUCUAAAUGCUGAUCUGUAGAAACAUCCAUCAAUAUUUUAAAGUGCCUUCCUACCCCCUAUUGUACAGUUGUUUAUGGAAAACCUGUUAGAGAAGAAAUCAUUAUUGAUUAAUGUAACUAUUUUCAAGUACUUGUUAUUUUAAAGCAAACUUCUUUUGUGUUUAAUUGUAUAAAAAUGUCAUGAAAAGAGAAGAUGUAUUUGUUGAUUGCAAUAUUGAUGCAUCACACUAUUUUUACACUUUGUUUAAAAAUACCGUUGAAAAUCAUAACAUUUAUAUAUAUAUCAAAUAGACUCAAUUUCAUUAUUAUUCACUCAUUGUAAGAAAUAAAAAAAGAAGUCUAAUUAAAGAAUAUUGGUCUAGCAAUGUUAAAAUCAAGUUAGAUUAACAUAUUUGUCAUCAUUAUAAACAAAGAACCUAUUUAGGAACAUGUUGUUAAGAUCAUUUACAAUCACCAAUACCUAGAUAACAAACAUUCAACGGUAUUUUUAAAUGAUGUGUAAGAAUUAACUUGUUAAAGAAUAAAGUUAUGAUCUGAA
This is a messenger RNA of Mytilus trossulus (common blue mussel), 3733 nucleotides long. RefSeq names its product translocating chain-associated membrane protein 1-like. Gene Ontology annotation, cellular component: endoplasmic reticulum membrane. The transcript is spliced from 12 exons. The record is from RefSeq and is a predicted model, not a curated record. Bases 115 to 1245 code for a protein of 376 amino acids. Gene Ontology annotation, biological process: SRP-dependent cotranslational protein targeting to membrane, translocation; protein insertion into ER membrane. NCBI's taxonomy places the organism in Eukaryota, Metazoa, Mollusca, Bivalvia, Mytilida, Mytilidae.